AUGGGUAAAGCAGACGACAUAGAUUUCGUUCAUGGAACAGUUUAUUUAGUUGACGUCAUAGGUACUAUGAAUGUCAAAAAAGAAGAUGGUAAUGAUAUCAUCUUACAACCACAACCAACCAAUGAUCCAAAUGAUCCAUUGACAUGGUCAAAAACUAAGAAACAUCUUCAAUUUGCGAUUGUUUGGGUUUGGGCAUUUUUAUUAGCUGCUACUUCCAAUUUCGUUGGUCCUUUAUUCACUACUUGGUUAACUGAUUUAAACACUACUGCUAAUCAAAUUGGUGUUUUCAUUGCCCUUGGGUUUUUAGCUUUGAUGAUUGGUGUUACUAUUGUUCAACCAACUGGUUUAAAAUUAGGUAAAUAUGGUGUUUAUAACGUUUGUACUAUUUUGGUGUUUAUUGCCGUUUUAAUUGGUGGUUUUGCUAAAGGUAUGCCAGAAAUGGAUUUCUUUAGAUUCUUAUCAUGUUUUGCUGCUGCUCCAGUUGAUACUUUAGUUGAAAUCUCAGCUAAUGAUUUAUAUUUCCAACAUGAAAGAUCAACAGCUUUCAGUUUAUUAAUUUUAGCUUUAUAUGCUGGUUGUUCAUUAGGUCCAGUUGCUUCAGGUUUAAUUUUACAAACUAUUGGUUGGAGAUGGUGUUUCUUUAUCCAAGCAAUUAUUUAUGGUGGUUUAUUCAUUUUCCAAAUUUUAUUUAUGGAAGACACAACUUUCAGAAGAGAUGCUCAUGCUAUAAUUGAAAAAGGUGAUUACAUGGAAGACGAAUCAGAAUCAAACAGUGUCGAAAAGAAAGGAGGUGUUAUUACUACAGAAGAAGUUAAAACAUCAGAUGAAUCAUUAUCAAAUGUUCCAACUAAAAAAACUUGGAAACAAACAAGAGGAUGGGUUAACAGAAGACAAAACGAUACAAGAAGUUGGUGGACUAUCUUUUACAGACCAGCAUUUUUGAUUACUUUCCCUGCUGUUGUUUGGUCAGGUAUUGUCUAUGGUUCACAAAUGAUGUGGUUAUCAUUAGUUGCUAAUACUCAAGAUAUGAUUUUCAGUGCUCCUCCAUAUAAUUUUACUCCUCAAUAUGUUGGUUUCACUACCUUAGGUCAAUUCUUUGGUAAUAUCUUUGGUAUGCUUUAUGGUGGUCUUUUCGUUGAUUGGUUAGCUGUUAAAUUAGCUAAAAAAAACAAUGGUAUUAUGGAACCAGAACAUAGAUUACAUUCAAUGUGGGUUCCAUUUAUUGUUAAUGCAGUUGGUGUUAUUACUUAUGGUUUAGGUUCUUACUAUGGAGCUCAUUGGGCUAUUCCAACUGUUAUGGGUCAAGGUUUCAUUGGUUUCGCCAUGUCAAGUUUGGGUGCUAUUUGUUUGACUUAUGCUGUUGAAUGUUACCACAAUUUAGCUUCAGAAGCUUUGGUCUUAAUUUUAGUUAUUAGAAAUGCUAUUGGUACCAUUUUCUCAUUUACUUUCCAACCAUGGUUAGCUGCUCAAGGUUUAAGAGAUUUAUCAUACACUUUAUUUGCUUUAUCACUUGUUUGUAAUGGUGGUUUCCUUAUCUUUUUGAAAUGGGGUAAAGAUUUAAGAAGAUGGACUGGUCCAAGAUACGAAAAAUACAGUGCUGGUGCUGGUGCUCCUCAUUAA
Molecule: messenger RNA, 1620 nt
Organism: Insectozyma verbasci
Lineage: Eukaryota; Fungi; Ascomycota; Pichiomycetes; Serinales; Debaryomycetaceae
Source: the annotation of a GenBank genome assembly